This is a messenger RNA of Daldinia loculata, 1407 nucleotides long. Its product is annotated as FAD dependent oxidoreductase. The transcript is spliced from 5 exons. Bases 1 to 1407 code for a protein of 468 amino acids. Gene Ontology annotation, molecular function: sarcosine oxidase activity; flavin adenine dinucleotide binding. NCBI's taxonomy places the organism in Eukaryota, Fungi, Ascomycota, Sordariomycetes, Xylariales, Hypoxylaceae. The record is from RefSeq and is a predicted model, not a curated record.
AUGGCAGCACUCCGUCCCGAAUCCAGAACCAUCAUCGUCGGUUCAGGCGUAUUCGGUAUUUCAACAGCACUAUGGCUCGCGCGGUCCGGCUACAAAGACGUAACCGUCCUUGACAUGCAGGACACUGCCUCAGCAGCCUAUGAUCCACUAUUGGGCAUCGACUCGGCGUCGGCUGACCUGAACAAGAUUAUCCGUUUCAGCUAUGGAUCCGAGAUUGAAUACCAGCGCUUAGCUACCGAGGCUGCUGGCAUGUGGGACGAAUGGAACCGCGAGAUUGCCGUGGUGCCCGCCGACGAACUGCCGGAGCGCCUGAGAGAAGGCGAGAGGAAACUUUGGUGGAACUCAGGCAUGCUACGGAUGAGCUCCGAGACGGAACUGGGCGAUUUCGAAAUCGCGACGCUGGAAAAUAUGCACCGCGAAGGUAUUAGGGAGUUCCAGUUUAGGAGCGAUGAUGAGGCAGAUAUCGCUCGGGCAAAGGAGCGAGGUUGGGCGCACAAGCUCGAUCCCUGUUGCCGCCAGGAGAGGUUCGGAACGCACAAGGCAGUUCUCGAUUCUACCGCUGGCUUCGUCUAUGCAUACAAGAGUUGCGCUUGGGCCCAGCAUCUUGCGAGGCAAGCCGGUGUCAAGAUGAUACUUGAUCCGGUGCGUGGUAGAGUAGUCGAUAUUAUAGCAAAAGAUAAUCACCCGGUGGUGCUUACCGCUGACGGCCUCGAGCUAUCUGCCGAUCUAGUUGUUGUAGCCGGCGGUGGAUGGACUCCGUCUUUGAUUCCGGAGGUACAGGGCUUGCUCGAGACUACAGCCGGUUCCGUAGCCAAUAUCCAUAUCCCAAAAGAUCGGUCCGAUCUGUGGGACCGAUUCGCCCCGGAGAACCAACCGGUGAUAACUUGGGGUUCUCGGCAAGGCAAGGAUGUGUACAGUCUCCCAAGAGACAGAAAUGGCGUUUUUAAGAUUGGCUGGCGGAGCACAAAGUGGACAAACUACCAAACCGUCGGUGGACGGCUAAUAUCAGUUCCCAAAACCGCACACGUAACCGACCAAAAGGAGACUCGUAUCCCGAUCGAUGCGCUUAACGGUAUCAAAGUCCCACUAGGCAUCUCAUCCACUAGACUCUGCUGGUAUACCGACAGUAUCGAUAACUCAUUCGUGGUUGACUUCGUGCCAGGGCGUCCCGGAGUCGUCGUCUGCUCCGGGGGUAGCGGUCAUGGCUUCAAGUUCCUGCCUAUCCUUGGCCGUGAAGUUGUUAAGAUCCUUGAGGGCAAGGGGGAGCAGACAGUGUACGGCCGGAUGUGGCGGUGGAGAAGUAGCACCGAAGCGAAGCGGAACGGGCUUGAGGAAGGCGAGCAAGGCCCGAGGGUACUUGCGAAGCAGAAUAUGGCUGAACAAGGGGAUUGGAGGUUUACGGUUUAA